This is a messenger RNA of Trichosporon asahii var. asahii CBS 2479, 918 nucleotides long. RefSeq names its product peroxisome assembly protein. Gene Ontology annotation, molecular function: zinc ion binding. The record is from RefSeq and is a predicted model, not a curated record. The transcript is spliced from 3 exons. Gene Ontology annotation, biological process: protein import into peroxisome matrix. Gene Ontology annotation, cellular component: peroxisomal membrane. Bases 1 to 918 code for a protein of 305 amino acids. NCBI's taxonomy places the organism in Eukaryota, Fungi, Basidiomycota, Tremellomycetes, Trichosporonales, Trichosporonaceae.
AUGGGCGAGGCCUCUGUGUCGCGAAGACAGCGCGCAUAUGAGCCGCGUGCGCCCCUCGUGAACCAGGUCGACGCCGACGAGCUCGACGACGGCGUCGUGGAAAUGCUUGUCGACGGCGUGGAGAAGGCCGUAUGCCGUUUCAAGACGCUUGCCCGAGCCUGGGAGCUUGCUGGCUGGACGCUCUUCCUCUGGGACGGCGCUGCGCCGAGCCUUCUCAUGCGCAUCCUGCACCUGCGAUUUGCGCCAACUGCACCCCGCCUCGCCCGCAUGGUCUCUUACGAGUUCAUGAACCGUCAGCUCGUCUGGGGCGUCAUGACAGAAUUCCUCAUGUUUGCUGUUCCGCGCAUUCCGAGCCUGCCGCCCGCUCUCAACCCGGCGACGGCAUUCGCACCAGUCCGCCAGUUCCUCUCGCAACCGACGCAGAUUGAUUACGCUGCGCUGUCUGCUUCGGCGGGCGAGCUCUCCGCCGCUCGCAAGGCGGGCACUGCUGCCCCCUCAUCGGCGCACAGCGGACCGUUCGCCCGUCUGCCCGCCAGCGUGUGUCCAGUGUGCUACGUCCGCCGCACAGAACAGCCGCAGGCGCUGUCGGGAACGGACAUCGAGCUCCCCUCCCUCGACAACGCAGAGACCGAGGACGAGGACAAGAUCUUCGUGCCGGCGCAGACGGACUGCUGGGGCCAGUGCAUGUACUGCUACUACUGUGUUGCCGACGAGCUCGCGCGCGCCGGCAAGCGCGCCGAGAAGGGCGAGCAGGAGAAGCCUGUCUGGCCGUGUCUCCGUUGCGGCGGAGACGUCACGAGGGCGUGGAGGGCGACGGCACAGGAGACGGGAUUUAUCCCGCCGACGCCGGAGAGUAGCGACAGCGACAGCACACCGACGAGCGAGAAGAUGGGAGACAGCUAUGUCGUGGUAGAAUAG